UUUCCUUCGCAUUGUACCGGGGAGUUCAAGCCUUUCCAUGUUUCUUGGAUAAAGUAUAGAAAUUUACAUUUAGUUUACUUUUGCCCGCGUUCUACUGUUUCUAUCAUGUCCCGUGUUACAAAAAUUAAACAUGUGCUCAAGGAACAGGAAGCGGACGACUUCGAUGUGCCCAGAGAAAACCAACAAAUCGUGCGCAUUGUCGCUAGCCGGGGCAACAACUUGCACGAGGUUGAAACGGCACAGGACGGCGAGGAGCGGUUCCUGGUCUCGAUGCCGGUCAAGUUUCGUAAAAAUGUGUGGAUCAAGCGUGGCAAUUUCGUGCUGGUGGAACCGAUCGAGGAAGGCAACAAGGUGAAGGCUGAAAUUUGCCGCAUCCUCACCCCGGAACACAUCAAGGUGUUCGAAAAGGAAGGCGUUUGGCCGCGAAAGUUUAGCAGAAAGCGCGAGCUGGAAGAUGAUUUGGAUGAGGAUGGGCUAUUUCGAAAUACGAAUCGCAAAUUUCUUGCCCAGAGCUCGGACGAUGAUGAUGAUGAGGACGAGGACGAGGACGACGAUGAAGAGGAAAAUGAAGAUGACGACCAAGAGGAGGUGGAAAAACCGGAGGAAGGUGAAAAUGCCGCGUCAAGGGCAACCAAUAACGGACAGAAAUUGUCCUCGAUGGACCGAUGAGCCGAAAACAAUCGUUUAAUAGUCCGGUUUUAUCUUGGUAUUAUGCGGCGAUGCUUUUAUUGUUUAGUUGUUAAGAAUUAUCAAAAACUGCUGAAGAUACAUAUGUUUGUACAUUUGUAAGUGUAUGUACUUGACUCUUUUAUUUGAAAGAAUUUCCUUUCAAACGGUUAUAUAUGUUUAUUUUGACUUUGGCUUUUGUGAGAGAAAGCUAGAUAUCCCGAUAGAACAAGAUGUAGCAUAUACCUUCCAAUUAUUUUCUUAUUACAUACGACAUUGUAAUGCUAUUAUUCGUGCGAUCAGAAAACAUCGAUCAUGCGAUCUUAGAGAGAGCAUAAAAGCAGAAUGACAAUGGGCUACGCAUGCCAAUUGCACUAUACAUAUGUGGCACGAGAAACAGGGUUAGAGCAGAUUUAAGCGAGCUCCCUGAACUACAUCGACAGCACUUUUUUUAAUUAUUUAAUGCUAAAAUGGAUGCAACGGCAAAUCCA
Molecule: messenger RNA, 1157 nt
Organism: Anopheles merus
Lineage: Eukaryota; Metazoa; Arthropoda; Insecta; Diptera; Culicidae
Product: probable RNA-binding protein EIF1AD
Exons: 1
Coding region: 106-669 (187 amino acids)
Biological process (GO): translational initiation
Cellular component (GO): nucleus
Molecular function (GO): RNA binding; translation initiation factor activity
Source: RefSeq, a predicted model, not a curated record